UUUUUAUGAAAAAAAAGAGUAAAUCCCCAAAUGACGGUCAAUUCCAUUCGGUUUAACAAUGAAAAUGGAUUCACUAAUGAAACAUUCUAUGGAUUCAUUCUGAUAAUUGCCAUGCGUAUUGAUUCUUGUGUUGGUUUGUUUGUUUGUUUGUUUGGAGGUCGGUUGAUCCAUUCGAGGCAUUAUAACUUAUCAUCAUAUACGAUGAGUGAUUAGCAAAAGUCAAAUUUGGUGAUGAAAAAAUGCUGUGCCUUCAAUUGAUAAGGCCCUAUAAAUGGUGGUCAGAUUUGUUUUUUUCCAAUCACCAUGAUCGAUAUAAUCGUCAACGACAAAAAUCGGACAAACAGACUAUCAAACGUGGUCAUUAUCGUUAUGGAUUAAAUCAAAUGCCUGAAUAUCUUCGUUUUAAUCAAUGGAUAUUGACUGGCUAUCGUUCACCAAAUCUAUCGACAAUAGAAUGUGUUCAAUCUGUGUGCCUAAUUCAUAAUGAAACGGUCAAUAUUAUGACACAUGUAAUACCAAUCGUAUAUAUUGUAUUCAAUUAUCAUACCAUGUUUGGCCCGCAUCUAUUCCGUUCAUAUCUAACAUAUUUUCAUCUAAUCAGCUGUCUAUCAUCAUGGAUCGGUUCAUUGUGUUAUCACAUAUUUAUGAAUCAUCAUUGUGGAUCGAAAAUUUAUCGUCAUCUACUUAAAGUAGACAUGUUAGGCAUUUGGAUCACGCAAACAUUCGGUGCAUUGACUACUAUUCAGGCUUCAUUUAUAAUGUUUGAUGAAUCGAUACGCUAUCAAUCGGUCAUUAUAUAUUUGAUGAUCAGCAUAUUUGCUCUAUACAAAGGUCUAACAGCAUCAAAAGCAUGGCAACGACCAGCUAGUUUUGCAUUACUUGUUACAAUACGGGUAAUAUGUUUUAUAGUUCGUAUACAAACACAUCAAUACAAUGUUAAGCACCCUCAUCAUUAUCACAACCAUCCAAGUCAUUUUGUUAACGAUAACAACACAAACAAUCAAAUAUCAUCAAUAAUAACGAUCAUAUCAAAAAAUCAACAUGUAAUUGGACAAGAAAUAUGGCCAAUAAUUGGUGCAAUCAUUGCUGUAACACGGAUACCGGAAAGAUUUUUUCCAGGAAAAUUUGAUUACUUCCUAAAUAGCCAUAAUAUAAUGCAUUGUUUGGUCGUAUUGGGUGGUAUUCAUAUGCAUUGGUCAUUUAUUGAUGAUAUCGAAUUUUUCAUCUAGAAAAAAAAAUUAUUACCACACAUUCACACCACACACACA
Molecule: messenger RNA, 1268 nt
Organism: Dermatophagoides farinae (American house dust mite)
Lineage: Eukaryota; Metazoa; Arthropoda; Arachnida; Sarcoptiformes; Pyroglyphidae
Product: progestin and adipoQ receptor family member 4
Cellular component (GO): membrane
Molecular function (GO): signaling receptor activity
Source: RefSeq, a predicted model, not a curated record